Aspergillus niger is the source of this 1670-nucleotide messenger RNA. RefSeq lists its product as uncharacterized. The record is from RefSeq and is a predicted model, not a curated record. Gene Ontology annotation, molecular function: phosphate transmembrane transporter activity. NCBI's taxonomy places the organism in Eukaryota, Fungi, Ascomycota, Eurotiomycetes, Eurotiales, Aspergillaceae. Gene Ontology annotation, cellular component: membrane. Gene Ontology annotation, biological process: transmembrane transport; phosphate ion transport. The transcript has 3 exons. The annotation marks the transcript as partial.
AUGGCUGCCUCUGGCACCGCCGCGUUCCCCAACUACAAUGUUGACCUUUCUCAUGUGGAGGAUCCCAAUGAACGUCGUCGGUUGGCCCUCGCACGUAUCGAUGACGCUCCUUUUGGAUGGCGCCACGCUCGCGCGAUCGUUGUAGCCGGGGUGGGCUUCUUUACCGACUCGUACGAUAUUUUUGCCAUAAACCUCUGCUCAAGCAUGCUAGGUGUUGUCUUUUGGCAGCAUGCUACCACCCGCCCUGGCAAGAUGCCAUACAGCUCGGACACUGCCAUCAAGGUCUCCACCUCAGCUGGUACCGUCAUCGGCCAGUUGUUCUUUGGUUGGCUGGCAGAUAUUGUCGGUCGCAAGCGCAUGUACGGGAUCGAGCUGAUCAUCAUCAUACUGGCUACAUUGGCACAAUGUCUGUCCUCAAAUUCUCCUGCGGUGUCCAUCACAGGCCUUCUGGUCUUCUGGCGUACAGUCAUGGGGAUCGGAAUUGGAGGUGACUAUCCAUUAUCAUCAAUCAUAACUUCAGAGUUUGCGAAUACGAAGCAUAGAGGAGCCAUGAUGGGAGCUGUCUUUGCCAUGCAGGGCUUUGGACAGUUCGCUGCCGCAAUUGUUGCGCUAAUCGUGACUGUAGGUUUCAAAGGCUCCCUGGAGUCUGUCAGCUGGCCGUGGAUAAAAUGUGGCGGGUCGUCAUUGGGUUCGGGGCGGUCCCGGCUUGUCUCGCGCUUUAUUAUCGUUUGACCAUCCCGGAAACCCCGCGCUACACCUUUGAUGUUGCCAGAGAUCUGCUCAAGGCUGAUGAAGACGUCGAAGCCUACAUUCUGGGGAAACACGAAGGUCAUCCUGAUGAGGUCAAACGGGUAGCUGUGCUUCAAAGUGCCGAUAUCAGACUACGGACCCCAAGAGCAAGCUGGUCGGACUUUUGUUCGCAUUUCACCACAUGGAAGCAUGGAAAGGUAUUGCUCGGCACUGCGGGAUCGUGGUUCUUCCUUGACGUUGCGUUCUACGGACUUGGACUCAACAAUUCCAUCAUUUUGACGGCCAUCGGCUGGAACGGCGGGGGUACUGUGUACGAGUAUUUCUACCGCAACGCUGUGGGCAACCUGAUCUUGAUAUGUGCUGGAGCCAUUCCAGGAUAUUGGGUAACGGUUGGCACAGUCGACCGGCUAGGCCGCAAGCCAAUUCAGAUGACCGGAUUUGUGAUAUUGACCAUUAUAUUUAUCGUUAUCGGAUUCGCGUAUGAACCGCUGAAGAAGUCCGACCACGGAUUAUUGGCAUUGUAUGUAGUGGCACAGUUCUUCUUCAACUUUGGACCUAACGCCACCACGUUCAUUGUGCCCGGGGAAUGCUUCCCUACGCGGUACCGGUCAACUUCACAUGGUAUCAGUGCUGCCUCUGGAAAGGUCGGUGCCAUCAUUGCGCAGUGUGUAUUCGGGCCGCUAGCGCAUCGGGGGGCCAAGGGAGGCGUCAACUCGUCCGAUACGCCGUGGCUUAAUCAUGUAAUGCAGAUAUUUGCGCUAUUCAUGCUGUGCGGGUGCUUAACCUCGCUACUCAUCCCAGAGACGAAGCGGCUGACGCUGGAGUAUCUGUCUGGGGAGGAACCUACACCCACACCGACGGUCACUCCCUCUCGGCAGGAGCGGGAACCGAAACGAGACGAAGAAACGAGGGAACGGUGA